Messenger RNA from Egretta garzetta (little egret), 2294 nucleotides. Its product is annotated as protein CXorf21 homolog. The transcript has 3 exons. Lineage: Eukaryota; Metazoa; Chordata; Aves; Pelecaniformes; Ardeidae. The record is from RefSeq and is a predicted model, not a curated record. Gene Ontology annotation, biological process: regulation of toll-like receptor signaling pathway. The coding region runs from base 1518 to 2294 and encodes 258 amino acids.
CUUCCAGGUUAGCCUUGGGGUUCGGGCACGCUUGGCUUGCUGACUGUUCCUUCUAACUGCAGUCAGCUUUCAGCUUCUGAAAUAACGUUGGGUUUGUCUUGUCCUGAUUUUAUUUUUGUAAAUAUAAGGGUUGUGGUUUUUUUGGUUUUGGUAACAUCUUAUUGAUUGAGAGCUACUAACUUCCUUGAAUACCGAUGCAUUUGACAGCUGAGAACAAGUGAAGUGAAAGGUGACUUAUUUUUAAUCACUCAAGACUAAUUACCUAACUUGAUUUCUCCCUCUCUGUCCCUGUUGCUUUUGUAUUUUGACAAAACUGCUGCCCCAAACCCCCGGCUGCAGCUGGCGCUAAUUACAGGCUCAGUGAAGGAGGGGAGUUUUAAAACUACACGGAAUUUGAACCACCCUGUGUCCCGUGAGGCUCGCUCCCCUCCAAGGCUGGGGGCAGGAUUACUCCGUUGAAGUCACAACCACAUCUACCCUGCAGAAGUUGGUCGCACAGCAGCGAAGGAGAGUAUGUAAGAAUCUAUUCUCUGGGAGCAGCUGCCAUAGGAGAGUUCUGGGCUAUGUGAUUAUCUGCCUCGCUUACCCUGCUGGGGUUGGUAAGUCUGGGCUUUCUGUCCUUUUUUUUUUUUCCCCCUCCUUAUGCUUUGUUCCAGAAUGCAGGCACCAUUUGCUGUAUUUGAAAGCGAGCAGUUUUGCUCGGAUGACCGUAUUUUAGCUCUUUACAUUUGCACUAAGCGCAUUUUCAAAGCAAUACAGCAAAUUUCUUUAGCACGGAAGGAUCUGGGUACCUGCGGCCUGUUUUUCAGAAGCAAGUGAGGCACGCAGCAUUCCGAAUCCCAGUGACGUUCAGCAAGAUUUAGACUGCCAAGUACUCUUGCCUCUUUUGAAAAUGGCACUUGGUUUCCUAAGUCCCAUAAGCGCUUAAGAAAAUGUUGUCCUGCUUUUUGCGUGUGUAAAUGAUUCUGCAGCUCAGUAGUUGUGCUGAUGCAAGCAGGAGAAGGCACGGUGUACUGCCUCUUGUCUGCUUUGGACUUGCUUGCAGGCAUAUUGCAAUUCCAGUGUUACCUUCCACUUUGGGGAGGGGAUGGUGCAAUUGAAGCUAAAAAAGAACCCCCCAAAAGGAAAAAAAAAACCCAACCCAAACGGCUGUACUGUGGCAAUGUGUAAAUUCAGGAGCUUGUAAGCAUGAUGUAUCUCAGCUAGCCACAAUGCAGAAGAGAUACCUAGGAACAGAAGUGAUAUUACGAAUCAAAAUCCUGGUUAAUGCCCUUCCUAUAUCUUCAAGAGUGAUUAUUUUGUUGACAUGGUAUAGAGGCUAAAACUGCAGGAAAGCAUGCAGUUUACUGUUUACUAAAAGCAAAUAUUCUAGAGACAAAGAAAAAUCACAGGUGGUCUUUAUAAAAAGUACAUUGUUUAGUUCUUGUUAUUCCUCUUUUUCCAAUAAGUUUGAGGUCUUCUGCCUGUCUUUCACUUGCAGGACUACAUGGGACUCUGGUGAUUAGAUACCGGUCGUCAUGUUGGCAGAAGGCAUCUUAACUAGACUCAUGUAUAAGGAAAGCUGUCAUCAAGAUAAGCCUCGCAAAUCUCAUGCAUCCAAAAAGGAUAAAGAGGGUAUCUGGAGACAGAAGCUUGUAGACAACCCCAAAAUUAAAGGCCUUGCUGGUGAACGUGAGAGGCAGGAUGAAAUCUCUGCUAAAAGUAGCAAAGUGGAACAUGAGAGCGGUCCUCAGUGGAGAUCUGUAAAAGAGGUACCUGCCAAAGGUCAGAACACGCUUGUUAAAGGAACCGUAUCCCCAGCGUUGCAAAUCCCCAAGAGGGAACACAACACUGAACAGAUGGAUUUGUAUAGAUCCCGGUCAUACAACAGCAUUUAUCAGAACUACCCUGACCUACAUAUUGGGGGAGACCGUGUGGGGGACCAUACGUGUGAUUCGGGUUGUGUUUUGGACCAUUUGUGUGAUGAACUUCCCGAUGGCCCUGUUCUGCUGUCCAUAGAUUUUCCUUCAGGUCAGUCUCCUCUAUGUGAGCACCUGGAAAAGCCGAGCAUGAAGUCCCUGUCCGGAGAUGAAGCUGGCGAAAGGAGCAUCGUGUUCUGUAAGGAGCCUCUCUCAAACUCCACGCUCAACAAGUACAUGGAAACAAAAGUGACAGAGCUCUAUAAACAGUUUUUUGAAGAAAACUUGACCAGGUGUGGUUCUGUAACGAACCUCCUGGCUUGCAGUCUGCUGAGGAAUAACCUGAAUCAGAUAAGCUCUCAGGAACCUCCUGGCUUGCAGUCUGCUGAGGAAUAA